GGCUUGGUGAACUACAUCGCGCGGUGCCCAGCGUCGCCGCCGUGCCCGGCCUGCCCGGCGCUCACCUGCCAGGCUUGCGGCGCCUGCCAGGCGCCCGCGUGCCCGGGCCUCUCGUGCCCGACCUGCCCGGCCUGCCCGGGCCUCGCGCCGGCGGCUGGGCCGGCGGCGUGGCCGGCCUGCCCGCAGGCCCCGGAGGCAGCCCCGUGCGCCGGCCGCGGCUGGGGGCUGCUCUGGUUCGUGUGCGGCGUGGCCUUCGGCCUCGCGGCGCCCGCGGCGCUGCUGAGCGCUCGGCGCGCGGCUCGGUGCUGUCGCAGGCGCAGGCGGGCCGCCAUCCAGGUCUGGCACCAGAGGCUGGUGCUGGGUCAGGUGGCGUUAUCGGCUGGUAAGCUCUUCGUGAUCGCCACCCCCGACCGGCACGUGUACGCGGAGGACUACAGUGCAGGCUCGGCCGACGUCGCGGCUGUGAGGUGGGCGACGGCCUUCAACGUGCUGCCGGACGGCAUCCCUCCCGGGGACGUCUACCGCUUCCGGGCGGAGCCGACGGUGGCGCAGCGGGCCGCCUUCCUCGCCGCGGCGGUGCCCGAGGCCGCGGGCGAGUGCGCCGGGCUGCGGCCCAAGGCGUGGCGGCCCCGGCGGUGGACGCCCACUGCCUGCUGCCGGUCCCGGUGGGCGGACCCGCGGCCGGCGCGGGGGCUGCCGCGGUGGUGGCUGCUGCGGGCGCGCCCGCUGCUCCCGGGGGUUGUGGCUGUUGGCGCGGCUGACGGACGUGGUGCUGCUCGCUGGGUCGCCGCCGAGUGCUUCGGCGGCUUCCGCGUGGGGGACGACGUGCCCCACCAGGCCGGAGCGGGCGCCAUCGGGGACAAGGACAUCCACCGGCUUGCGGACGGCUCGGGCCUCUUCGUGCAGUACUUGCGGCCGGCAGACGAGCAGGAGUUCUUCGACCGCAUCGUGGCCAGCGACGCCCGCAUCCUCCCGGUGCGCCGCAACAGGCUUGGGCGGCGGGAGCGCACGUGGGCUGACAUGUGUGCCGCGGUGACGAAGGAGGACUUCGGCAAGGACUGGACGCUCGGUGGCGUCCGGACGGCGGGGUGGUGCCUGGAGCACAUCAACUCGGAGGGCGGCAGCUUGGACGCUCACCAUGAUCGUUUUCGAUCGCUGCGCCGCCUGGAGCCCAACGCCUGGGGGGUGGCCGAGCACCUCGAGACGGCGGCGGUCAAGGCCGGCCUCCUCGUCGACCAGCUCGACGGCACGAAUCUGGUCAUGGUGGAGAUGCUGCUGAGGAGAAUGCAAACCAUUGAAUUCGCCCACCUCGAGCGGGCGAAGGAGGCGGAGUCGAAAGGGUACAGUGGCCGCCUCAGCCUCGAGGAGCAGCAGGCGUUCUCGGGGCUCAGCCGGGGCUCGGGGCAGCUGAUGAUCUGUCUGGAGCUCCUCGACGUGGUUCGCGUUGACGUGGAGCGGGAGGCGCAGCUCAACAAGGCCCUCCGGAAGGGCCGCGAGGUGACUCCCGCAGAAGCUCUCCGGAAGCUUCGCGUGGCGAGCUGGUAUGAUGUGGACUCUGCCGUGCUCGGUUCCUAUAACCUCGCUAGCGUCUCGCCCCCCUCUGGCUCGCCGGCACCGGUACCGCUCGAGGAUUUUCGGGGCGCGGGCGGGUCGGACAUGAUUAGGGACUUCGUCCAAAGCCGAUUGCUACCGUCUAGUGAGGUAGAUACUCGUUUGAAAAAUUAUCAGGUCGCGGUGCCGCAUAGUGAUCCUAAGCUGCGUCGGGUCGCGGCUUUUGAGGAGUUCAUCCGUGCAUUGCAGCAGCGAGGCAUGGUAGAUUUCAGCUUCUCAUGCAAGGAAAGGGUUGAAGCAUUUUUCGCGCACGAGAAAUCCGGGAAGCUCCGGCUGGUAGUUGACUGUCGUAGAAGCAACUGUCAUUUCCAGGACCCCGCCCCCGUUCCCCUCCUCACCGGCGAAGGCCUGGCAGGGCCGGAGCUCGGCGAGGGUGAGGAGUUGCAUGUUGGCGGAGCCGAUUUGUCAGACGCCUUUUAUCAUAUGCAGUUGCCUCCCGAUUUGAGACCGUUUUUCUGUUUCAGGGCCGCGCGGGCGGGGGCGGCGGGGUGUACUAGGGUCAAUGGGAAGCCCGUUCCUCCGUCAGCCAUGGUCUACCCCCGACUGUCUGUGAUACCGAUGGGCUGGAGCUGGGCCCUGUGGAUGCGUCAAACGGCCCACGAGCGCAUUGUGGAACAAGCCGGAGCUUCCCCGGAGAACCGCAUUGUAGAUAAGCAGGUGACGCUGGACCUUCAUCGAGCGUGCCAUUCGCAGUACGUGGACAACUUCAUCGCCGUCUCUACCGACGCCAGUGUGGCGGCCGUCGAUGCUAGUGAGUGGGGGCUGGGGGCGUGCGCCGCACAGUGUGGGGCCUCUCUGGCCCGGAGCGUCGGCCGGACCUCGGAGCGAUGGCGCUGGGGUCGGGUCGGCGCUGCCAUGGGUCCUCGUCGCCACGCGCUGGACCACGCUCGUAAAGCCGAGGCGGCGGCGGCCCUGGCGGGGGAGGCCCGCGAGGCUGCCCCCUGGAUCGCCGCCGCCAACGACGUCCCGGGGCCCGAGUGCGCACCCCCUCAGCCCCCCUCAGCUGGCUCAGGUGUCCUGGACAGCCCCGGCGACGUCUUCGGGUUCGGUCGGGUCAGGCGGGUCGUGGACUUCCCAGAGGUCCCGCGGGAUAUGAUCGAGCUGCAGUGGUCCGUCGUCGGUCGCUUCCCGUGGAGGCGCAAGGGGGAGAGCAUCGCCGUGCACGAGGCCAGGGCCACCCUGUACGGCUUUCGUCAUCUCCUUCGUUCGUCUCGGAACCUCGGGAAGCACGCGCUGGUCCUGGGGGACUCGCAGUCGACGGCCGGGGCGGUGACGCGGUUUCGGAGCGACAGCCGUAGCAUGAUGCGGGUCACCCAGGCGAUCGCGGCCCUCUCGCUCGCGACCGGUUCGGCCUUGCAUUAUCGAUGGUUGCCCUCGGAGUGGAACGUCGCGGACUCUCCUUCCCGAGGCCUCUGGGCUCCAGCUGCUCCGAGCCCGCUCGAUUUCUCCAAACAUGCUCCUGCGGGCCAGCCCCGCACCGACCUCGACCGGCGCGCGGACGGCGGCGCCGACGGCCCCGCUGGCCUCGCCGCUGGACAGGCGGGAGGCCACCCGUGGAAGCGCCAGACGGUGGCCGACGUCGCGGCCCGGCGGAGGGCUUCUGCUGUCACAGUGGGCGGGCUCACGGUGCUCGAGAGCGCCUCGGUUCGGCCCCGGACGCGGCAGAAGUACCAGUCGCUGUUCGCCGAGUUCCUGGCGUGGCUCGCCGUCCCGGUGGCGACCUCCGAGGCGGGCGUCGACCAGCAGCUCGUGGGGUGGCUGGACGCGCUGCACCUGGGCGGCGAGAACCUGGGCUCGGCCCAGUGGGGCUUCGCGGCGGUGACGUUCUUCACGGGCCUCCAGAAGUCCGCGGGGGCCCUCAUGCCCAGGAGCCGGAGGGCCCUCCAGGGGUUCAGGCGCUGCUGCCCUCCCCAGUCGCGGCUUCCGCUGCCGCGCGAGGCGGUGGCCCUGAUCGCCAACGAGCUGGUCAGGUUGGGGAAGCUGCCCUUCGCGAUCGCGAUCGUCGUGAUCUUCGAGCUGUACCUUCGGCCAGGCGAGAUUCUCAACGUGAGGGUGGUGGACCUCAUACCCCCGGUGCUGGGCGUGGCGAGCGCCCCCUGCUGGGCCAUCACGCUUCACGCGCAGGAGGUCGGGAGGUCGUCAAAGACGAACGAGUUCGACGAGUCCAUGCGCCUGGACUUGGAGCGGCAUGCCCCUCUCGGUCCGGCGCUCAAGGCCCUCUGCCAGGGCCGGAGCCCGGGCUCGCCGAUCUUCGACUUCGCCCUGAAGGACCUGGUGACGGCGGCGUGCGGCGUCGCGCGGAGCCUCAAGCUGGACGAGUACCUCGGCGACGUCCACCUGUACCAGCUCAGGCACGGCGGCGCCUCGCACGACUCCGCCGGGGGCUUCAGGAGCCUGGGGGACGUGAGGCGCCGCGGGCGCUGGCGGUCGCGGGCUUCGGUCAGGCGCUACGAGAAGGGCAGCCGCAUCGGCCAGGUGCUGCUCAAGCUGCCCGAGGACCUCCGCGCCCACGCGCUGUCCUGCGAGCGCUCGAUGGCCUCCAUCGUCCGCGGCCGGCCUUGUCCGGCGGCCCCCGGCCCCAGGUCUAACUCGCCACCCAUGGGCCUCGACGACCUGAGCCCCGCCGACGCCGACAAGGUUCGCGUCGGCAACUUGUUAAUGUUUUUCUCCGUGGCGGUGAUGCGGGAUGCUAUGCUUUUGGGAAUACCAGCUACUCUUGAGAACCCCGCCCGGAGCCGCAUCUGGAUUUGCCCCGCCAUGCAGAGACUUCGAAAAUCCAACAAGAUCAAUUUCACCGUCACCGAUUUCUGCAUGCGGGGCGCCCAGUGGAGGAAGUCGACCAGUUUCCUCAGCACGGGGCUGUGCAUGGACGCCCUCGCCGAGGGUCGCUGUCUCGGCACCAGGCGUGGCCUGUGCAAGCGCACCGGCCAGCCGCACAUCCCCAUCCAAGGGAAAAACGACAAAGGUGUAUUCUGGUCCAAGAUCGCCGAGCCUUAUCCUCCUGGACUUUGUAAAGCCCUGGCUUCUAUCUACUACAAUGCGUGGGCCUCGUCUAAAGCCGAGUUGUUCGACAAGAAGGAGCUCGUGGAACAGGCCAUCCACCGGUCGAGGAUGGAGGAAGAGAACAGGCAGCGCACGAUGCUGAUCAACGAGCAGGAGAGCGAGUACGAGGAGAGCCUCAGGAUCGACCGCGAGAAGGCCGAGCAGAAGGCCCUGAAGGAGAAGGAGGAGGAGGAGCGGGCGCGCAGGGAGGCCGAGGAGCAGGAGGCCAUCCGGAGGGAGCAGGCGCAGAAGGAGGCGGAGGCCGCCGCCGAGGCGGAGCGCCGGCAGGCCAAGGCCACGGAGGCGGUGGCCGACGCGCGCGGCAGGUUGCGGGAGGAGCCCGCGCCGAGCGAGGCCGGCCGGGUGCUCUUGCAGAUCCGCUUGCCCGAGGGCCGGCGGCUGAAGCGGGCCUUCCGGGCCGCCGACCCCGUGGAGCAGAUCUACCUUUUCGCCCGGGCGGAGGCCGGGGAGGCGCUGGCGGCGCAGGAGUUCCGGCUCGUGUCGCCGCUGCCCCGCUGCACCUACGAGGACCGCAGCGCUACGCUUGGAUCGGCAGGCCUCACAAGUGGGACUUCCCUCUUGGUGGAGAUGGUGGAGGAGUGAGCUGGGCCUGCGCUGAUGUUUUGUCUCGGGGCACAGCAUGCCGCGGGCCUCGCUUUGUGGGGAAAGGGAGGACGGUGUGAAGGA
Molecule: messenger RNA, 5340 nt
Organism: Prorocentrum cordatum
Lineage: Eukaryota; Dinophyceae; Prorocentrales; Prorocentraceae
Source: the annotation of a GenBank genome assembly